GAGUUGGCAAGUAAAACUAAAUCCAGUAAAUCACAAAGCAGGCCUUCGACUGCAGGGGCUAGAGCUACUAGUGCAACAGAGAACACUGUUCGUUGUUCAAGGGCAGAAGUUUAUAACAGAUGUUCCACUAAUGAACAUCUAAAUGUGGCCGAUUCACCACAGGUUUCAGAAGCAACCGUUCAUCCUUCAGCAGCGUGCUGUUUUCAGCUCCAACAAGCAAAACAUCCAAGCAAACCCAAUCAAAUCGAACAGGAUAAGGAGAGUGUAAAUUCAUGUCAACCAGUCAUGAAACAGAAUGGAUCUAGUUUCAGCUUCAAAACAGAAGAGCGGGCCAGGAAAAGGAAAGAGUUCUUUAUGAAGCUAGAGGAGAAAGUGCAUGCCAAAGAGGAAAAAACACGUCAGCUCCAAGCGAGAAAACAGGAAAAUAAAGAAGCAGAGAUCAAACAGCUACGGAGAAAUCUCAAUUUCAAAGCAACUCCCAUGCCUGCCUUUUACCGUGAACCUGGACGCCGCUCAGAAAAAAACAAGGAUGGACAGAGCUGGGAGGAGGCAUGA
Molecule: messenger RNA, 555 nt
Organism: Capsicum annuum
Lineage: Eukaryota; Viridiplantae; Streptophyta; Magnoliopsida; Solanales; Solanaceae
Product: protein WVD2-like 3
Exons: 4
Biological process (GO): microtubule cytoskeleton organization
Molecular function (GO): microtubule binding
Source: RefSeq, a predicted model, not a curated record